This is a messenger RNA of Strongylus vulgaris, 303 nucleotides long. The record is from the annotation of a GenBank genome assembly. NCBI's taxonomy places the organism in Eukaryota, Metazoa, Nematoda, Chromadorea, Rhabditida, Strongylidae.
AUGGGGUAUACGCCAAGCAAUGGCAGACGUGCGUUAGAUGAUGGUGCGUCAUCAUCUCAUCGUCAUCGUUCCGCAGAUACUGCUGGACGCUCUAGAGGAGAUAAUGCGCCAAUCAUAACAUUGCCGGAUGACGAGGAAGAGGAGGAUAAUAGGUCACGUGGCAGGUCGAACCCUGGAACUAGUCGACAUACUAAUGGCUAUUCUGGUCCGGUAAUCCGCGAAAUCAGUGAAGAAGAGGCAGAGUCAAGUAUUCCAAAGCGUCGCCGAGGUUUCGGAGGCCUCUUUCGAGCGAAUGACGAAUAA